Messenger RNA from Closterium sp. NIES-65, 1392 nucleotides. NCBI's taxonomy places the organism in Eukaryota, Viridiplantae, Streptophyta, Zygnematophyceae, Desmidiales, Closteriaceae. The record is from the annotation of a GenBank genome assembly.
AUGGGGGAAGUAGAAGAAACAAAUUAUCGGCCAGGGAAUGGGCUGACCAGAAGGGUUCAGGGGGUGGGCGAGGGGCUGGAGGGGGUCACGCUUCCAUCGCCAUUUGCAGCAGAAAUGACUGAAGCUGAAGCAGAUGCACUUGUGAACAACCACCGAGCCCUCUACCAGCAAGCUCUCAAGCGCCGUGAGACGAUUGCUAGCAGCGUCGGCAAGACCAAGUGUGUUCACACCCUCUCUGGUGUGCCGGUUCCUCAGAAAAAAUCCCGCGCCGCUAAGUCCGGUGGGCAGAAAGGCAAGCGGAGGAGGAAGGCUGGAGCUACUACAGGCAGUCAAGCUGACUUACCUGCUCCCGCGUCGACCGAGGAGGAGCUUGUCACAGACGGGCUCCUGGGCCUCCCUCUGCCAGCAAGUUCCCAGCAGCAGCAGCAGACCGUUACGAACCUGAACCCUCUGCCCGCGGGUUCUCAGCAGCAGCUUCUCGCGAGCUCUCUCCCGAACCGUCCUCGUCCCGUAAAGGCUCUCGACACUUUCACGUGGCUGAUAACAGACGCGCCAGUGGAGUGCAUGGAGUUCUUCCCAACAUUCGAAGUCUUCCAACCUCACCUCAUCACCAAGUACCAGCUGUGUGGAGUGAAUCGCGACGAGUAUUUCUACGCGACUGGCGGCAGAAUCGAGUUCGAGAAGCUGGUGAUGAAGGUCAUCAAAACGAAACGUUCAAACACCCACAAGAAGGUUCGUUUCUAUGCAUGGGGGGCGGGUGGGUUGGUGGAUGAGAGCAAGUGGCCGUUGCUGGCGGUGGAGCAGAUCAUUCCUUCUAAGAAGCGCACGGAAGAGAAGUGGCUGGAAGAAUUCAGGCAUGUGCGCGCGCUGGUGCAGCUGCAGGAGGCGUGGCGCGCGUGGGCGGGCAACAGCAACGCCACCACGGCGUGCUCUGCGUGGGCUGGCGUCACCUGCAGCCCCAACGGGGCCGUCGUUGCCCUGGACUCCAAGGCCUUUACCAUGGAUCCUCCUCCCACUGGCACCAUUCCUGCUGCCAUCACCGACCUCGCCGCUCUUCAAUACCUGUCCGUCCGCGCCUCCCCCUCCCUCUGCCCUCUGCCCUCUGCCCUCUCCCCCUCCCGCUCCCUCUCAUCUUGCCUGCACCAUCGUGCCUUCUUCUCUUCCUUUGCUCAUCCCAUCCCUGGCCUCCGUUCAAGUUUCUCCCAUUCAAUUCCUCCUUGUGCGCUGCUGCCCCAAUACAGUGCAUUGUACUUCCUGCUUCCACCACUCCCUUUUCAUGCUUCCCCUGCAAACUCACUUGACCUUACCAUCCAUCCCUUCCCUCCCUCCCUCCCCCUCCCCACCCCCUCUCCCACUUCUCUCUUCCUGCCCAUCCCUUGCUCUAGAAUUUGA